This is a messenger RNA of Columba livia (rock pigeon), 1850 nucleotides long. RefSeq lists its product as uncharacterized. NCBI's taxonomy places the organism in Eukaryota, Metazoa, Chordata, Aves, Columbiformes, Columbidae. The transcript is spliced from 4 exons. Bases 234 to 1289 code for a protein of 351 amino acids. Gene Ontology annotation, cellular component: cytoplasm. The record is from RefSeq and is a predicted model, not a curated record.
UUCCAUCUGCAAGAGAAGUGGGGGGGCGGCUCAGCCCAGUGUCCCCAUGUCCCCACCCAUGUCCCCAACCCCCCUGGUGCCCCCAUGUCCCUACCAAUGCCCCCAUGUCCCCACCAGUGUCCCCAUGUCCCCCAAAAUGAGGGGACCCCCCCCAAACCCACCUUGAGCUGUGUGAAGACCUGCCCGUCGUUGUCCUGCAGGCACCUGGGAGGGUAAGAGGGACUGCCCUGGACAUGUGGGACAUGAUGAUCUCCACACCCCGGCCUCUGAAGAAGAUCUUAAAAGACUUGCGCAAAAGACUCCUGGUCAUAGACUCCAUGUUUCCCAAAGGCGUCAUCAGUGGGUCAGAAAGUCCUGACAUGGCAAGAAAAAUACAGUCCCUCCUGCCGCAAGUCAUGGGGUUGCUCGACUACAGCAACACAGAAAUGAAAAGGAAAGUCCUGACAUUCUUCUGCAGCGUGAUGGGACACCUGAAGAGGGAAGAGGCUAGACCCACUGUCGAGCAGCUGGAGGAAAAGCUCCUGCCCCUCUUUGAUGAUGAGUCCAGCCAGCUGCGAGAGCUCUCCAUCUGCCUGUUCAGAGAGCGGGUGCAGUCAGUGAUGGUGCACAACAAGAAGAGGAUUAAGAGCUACGUGCACCGUGCACUGCUCCCCCUCUUCUUUCGUUUGAGCGAUCAGAGCAACAACGUGGCCAAGGUACAGAUUUCCACGCUGAGCACUGAGGCAGAGAGGGGUGUGCUGACAGCACACAGGUGGCCUGGGCACCAGGGGACAGGGCUGCUGGCAACUGGCAGCCUCCUCCAGCCCAUAGGAAGGGUCCUUACAGACCCAGCACGAGUAGCGGUAGAAAAGCUGCCAUGGCCAUUUCCACCACCUGCCAUAGCUGGUCUCACAGGGCUCAGCAGCAGCCUGUGGCCACCGAGGCGUGAACAGGCGCAUCCCUACGGGCUCCUCAGCUGUCCCUGCAGGUGCUGGGUCUCGAGCUUUGAGCCUCAGUCCCUGUCCCCCAGGGCUGUGCCCAAGAGAGCCCCAGCUGUUUGGGCCAGGGCAUGUCGCUGCCCCCAAAGGGCAGGUGCUCCAGAAACAAAGCCAAGAAUGGGGGUACGCCAGGUCUCCUUAUGCAGACUGUGGGUGCCAUGUCCCAUCUUCUGCUGUUCCGCAGGCCGCCAGGGAAGCCCUCCUUGGUGCAGCAGAGCUCCUGAAAUGGAAGCAGCUCAAACACCUAGUGCGGACUCAGCAGACAUGGAGGAUUGGAGAGAGCUUGGUGAGAACAGUGAAGGCCCAGGCUGACUGAGGGCUGCCCCACAUAUCUGUGCUGUGGGCUCUGCAGAUGUGCCUUGCCCGCCCUGCUGCAGCCCCGAGCUGCACCCUUGUUCCCUGUCCUCAAGAACAGAACCCCCAAGGGCUCUUCCCUCUGCCCCACUCGCGGCGGGAAGGAGGACUCUCAGCACCCCUGGGACCACUCUGCCUGUGUCUGUCUCUCAGCCUCAGCCCAACAGGUCUACUGGCUGGGGGCAGGAGUGGCCUGCGGGGAAAGGGAAACCUGGGUUACUGGGAGGUGGGACUGGUCCAGCCAGCUCAGGGUGGGGUGCAGACAGUGACAUGCUCACACCCUUGUGCUCUCUCUAGCUGGAGCAGAACAGGAGCAGGGCUCAAGAGUUCUUGAGUCAGAGCCUGCCAUACCUGAGGGAUGCUCAGGCCAGCUUGCGAGAGGUGGCCGUGAGGUUCAUCGGUGAGUCACAGCCCCAGGGUCCCUCUCUUGGCAGCCUGGCCACAGUCCCCACUGCUGCCCUGGCACAAGGAGCAGCCCUGUGGCUUCAGAGCCCCAGCUGCCCUGUGCAGGGCCUUGGC